UAGCCACUAUACCGUUGCUUGCUGCUCUUGUUCUGUGUGAUGUCGGCGGUCUCGCCUUUGCAGCAGCGAGUUACACGUGGAUUAGACCGGAAUGGCACCACUAACCGAUCCGUUGUAGCCUACUGAUGUGUGCGCACUUACCUCGAGCACUGAGCUUGACGUGAUGGCUCUGCGUAUGUUAACGCAAGAAUUCAUGCAAGUCCCUGUCGUCACCCGGACAUACACUGCAGCGUGCGUGCUUACCACCGCCGCAGUACACCUAGAUAUUAUCUCUCCAUUCCAGCUCUACUUCAACCCAACCCUGAUAAUAAAACACUAUCAAGUAUGGAGACUGAUAACCACUUUCCUGUUUUUUGGCACUCUUGGCUUUGCCUUCUUUUUCAACAUGCUCUUCACCGUCCGGUACUGCCGCAUGCUCGAGGAAGGCUCAUUUCGAGGAAGGACGGCCGACUUUUUCUACAUGUUUCUACUAGGAGGAUCACUGAUCAUUGUGAUCGGGAUGUUUGUGAACCAGCUGUUCUUGGGGCAUGCCUUCACCACCAUGCUGGUGUAUAUUUGGAGCCGGAGGAACCCAUACUUCCGGCUUAACUUUUUCGGGCUCAUUAACUUCCAGGCACCGUACCUGCCAUGGGUGCUGCUGGGAUUCUCACUCAUUCUGGGGAACUCUGUGAUUGUGGACAUUGUAGGUGUCAUUGUUGGUCAUAUUUAUUACUUCCUUGAGGACGUCUUCCCAAACCAAAGAGGUGGAUUCCGCUUGCUGGCUACACCGAGAUUUAUCAAGUACCUGUUUGAGUCGCCACCGGCCGACCCUAACUACAACCCACUACCGGAAGACAGGCCUGGAGGAUUUGACUGGGGGAACAACUGAGCUUGGCAAUUUUCCUCCCUGAAAUAUUGAUGCUGUUGUAGGAAAAUAAAAGAGAAUGUUGUUUUAUCAAUAAAAAAUGCAAAUACCGGCUAUGAACUAAA
Molecule: messenger RNA, 969 nt
Organism: Rhipicephalus microplus (southern cattle tick)
Lineage: Eukaryota; Metazoa; Arthropoda; Arachnida; Ixodida; Ixodidae
Gene: Der-2
Product: Derlin 2
Source: RefSeq, a predicted model, not a curated record